AUGGCAUCUGAUAAGACUAUCAUUCUCAUUACUGGAGCCAGCAGCGGCAUCGGCCUUGAGACUGUUCUUGCCCUCGCUCAGGAAUCACAGGAUUUCGAGAUCCUGCUCGGAAGUCGGUCCGUGGAGAAGGGCCAAAAGGCGCUGGAAGACCUCCGUUCGUCGCACGCAGACUCGCUAAAGAGCAGCAUCUCCGUCAUUCAGAUCGACAUCACAGACCAGAAGUCGAUUCUCGCCGCAAAAGAGGAGAUCGAGACGAGGUUCGAGAGGCUGGACGUAUUGAUCAAUAAUGCCGGCAUCAUCGUCACUCGCCCGUGCGACACACUUACCAACUUGCGCGAGACGUUUGAAACGAACGUUUUCGGCCCAGCCAUUGUCACAGAGGCAUUUGAACCUCUUCUGCGGAAAUCAUCAAGUCCCCGGCUCAUCUAUGUCUCAUCUGAUCAAGGCUCCAUCUCCAACCGACUGGAUCCAGCGUAUAAGUAUUACAAGGCCCGUGGAGAUCACUACCGCAUGAGCAAGUCGGCGUUAAACAUGCUAUCUGCGUGUCACAGAGUCAACUACGCUGAGUUCGGUUUCAAGGUUUGCGCCUUCAACCCGGGCUUCUGCGUCACCAACCUGACAGGGGAAAGGGGUCGCAUGAUGCGGAUAGAACAUGGUGCAAGAGACUCUCGGGAUGCGGCAGUGGCGCUGGUUGGAGUUGUGAUUGGGAAGAGGGAUGCUGAUAUUGAGAAAUCUGGAAUUGUAGACCUUGACGGAGGUGUGAUACCGUGGUAA
Messenger RNA from Phaeoacremonium minimum UCRPA7, 774 nucleotides. RefSeq names its product putative short chain dehydrogenase protein. The record is from RefSeq and is a predicted model, not a curated record. The coding region runs from base 1 to 774 and encodes 257 amino acids. NCBI's taxonomy places the organism in Eukaryota, Fungi, Ascomycota, Sordariomycetes, Togniniales, Togniniaceae. The transcript is spliced from 2 exons.